This is a messenger RNA of Exophiala dermatitidis NIH/UT8656, 807 nucleotides long. RefSeq lists its product as uncharacterized. Gene Ontology annotation, biological process: protein phosphorylation. The coding region runs from base 1 to 807 and encodes 268 amino acids. NCBI's taxonomy places the organism in Eukaryota, Fungi, Ascomycota, Eurotiomycetes, Chaetothyriales, Herpotrichiellaceae. Gene Ontology annotation, molecular function: protein kinase activity; ATP binding. The transcript has a single exon. The record is from RefSeq and is a predicted model, not a curated record.
AUGUCUGAGAGUACCAGUACAUUUGGCUCCGGCCUCCACGACACUAGUCUCCCCAAUAACGCAAUCUCACUCAACUCGGGCAUUGUCGUCUACGGGAUCAUCAUCAAACGACCAUACCGACACUCGGACUCGCCGGCAGACCAAGACGAGUACAACGACCGUCUUGACCUGCUUGAACACGAAAAGCAAAUCUAUCGACGUCUCCAAGGCUGCGAAGGAAUCGUGCCAUUCCUAGAUCUAUCCGGCCCGGCCAUCUUACUCCCUCUGCUCCCAGAAGGAACAUUAGACCGCUACCUGAAGCGUAACAAUGUGCCUCGAACACGAGCCGACCAACUGAAGUGGGUCAAGCAGAUGGCCGGUACACUGGCUCGAAUGCACGAUCGCCGCGUCCUGUUUGUCGACGUCGCAUCGAGAAAUAUGCUCAUCCAUCCCGACGGCUCGAUUGUCUUUUGUGACUUUGGAGCAUCGUCCAUCUUUCCGCUAGAAACUGAUAUCUGGUCGGUACAAGAGUGCGGGUUCUCUUUUGCAACGGAUAUUUGCGAGCUAGGCGCCGUCAUCUAUGAAGUGGUUCAUAAUGGUGCGCGACAGAUUGCUGACUUUGACGGGAUCGCCGACGAAUGCGGUGGUUGGCCAUCCAGAGAUAAACUCCCUGCUAUUAUUACGGACGAUGUCUUUCUGGGAUCCGUCAUCGAGGCGUGUUGGACAAAGGGGAGGUUUCGGACGACGCAUGAGCUGUGUCAGAUGCUUGAAGAGGAGGAUUUUCAUACCAACGAGGCCGGGGUGGGUGGUGAUCUGGUGUCUGGUUGA